CUCACGUGAAGACGUCUGGCUCUCAGGAGCUGUUCUCUUCUCCGACGUGGACCGGAUGAAUCCUGCUUUUGGUGUGAUGAUGAUAACAACUCUGCAACUUUAUCAAGCUGAAGUCAGUUCAGUUCCAAACAGAACAAAAUCACCCAGGAACAGCAGCACAGUUCAACACAGAGAGAGAGUGCCAGACACCAUGAAACAAGAAAUGAGCCAUAUCAGUGAGAAGAAACAGGCCACGAAGUGUAGGCAGUGCUGGAUUCUUCCAAUCCAUCUGAUUCUGGAACUGAAGUUAUCAGCAAAAGGAGAUAAGAGGUUCCCAGCAGAGUAUAAAUAGCAGCAGCUGUUCAGGGUUGGUCAGAGUGACGGACAGGUGAACAGGCGAUGCUGCUGAUGCUACUUCUGCUCGGCGUUGGGCUGGACUCAGCCUCGGCUGCAAAGCUGGGUGUGGUGCAGACGGAGGGCGGGACGGUGGAGGGGAAGAGCCACAGGAUGGGACUCUUAAGGACUGUGGACGUCUUUAAAGGAAUCCCCUUUGCUGACGUCCCCGGAAAGUGGGAGAAACCAAAACCUCAUCCUGGAUGGAGCGGAAUCCUGAAGGCCACUGAGUACCGGGAUCGCUGCCUGCAGGUGACGCUGCUGCAGACAAAAACCCAUGGCAGUGAAGACUGUCUCUACUUGAACAUCUUCGUUCCACAGGGGAGCAAAUUGUCUCAGAACCUCCCAGUGAUGGUUUAUCUGUUUGGCGGUGCCUUCCUGAUGGGGGCGUCCAACACCUUGGAGGUCCUCGGAAACUCUCUGUAUGAUGGGAAGGAGAUGGCCGACAGGGGCGAUGUCAUCGUGGUCACAGUGAACUACAGAGUCGGCACCAUGGGUUUCCUCAGCACCGGAGACACUCGACUGCCAGGUAACUACGGUCUGUGGGAUCAGCACGCCGCCAUCUCCUGGGUUCGCAGGAACAUCAGGGCCUUUGGAGGAAACCCCGACAACAUCACCAUCUUCGGCCAAUCCUCCGGCGCCGCCAGCGUCAGCUUCCAGAUGCUGUCCCCCCACAGUAAAGGGCUGUUCCGCAGAGCGAUCACACAGGGUGGCGUGGCCCUCAGCCCCUGGGCUCUGCAGAAGAACCCCAUGGCUCUCACCAAGAAGAUCGCCCGUAAGGUCGGCUGCUGGAGAAGCAACGAGGACGAGAUGAUAACGUGUCUGAAGAUGAGCGACCCAGUCGGACUCACCUUGGCUGGAAAAAUCGACGUACUGCUGCUUCUGGGAAAAGGCACAGUCAUGGAUCUCCUGGAACUUGCUCCGGUGGUUGAUGGGGAUUUUAUCCCCGAUCACCCCAGCAAGCUCUUCCACAAUGCAGCUCAGGUGGACUACAUGGCCGGAGUCAACAGCAUGGAUGGACACAUCUUCGCCGGAGUUGACGUUCCUACUAUCAACAUGAAAAAUGAGACCACUGUGAAGCAGGUCAGAGGUCUGCUGGCUCGUAUGACCAAAGAGAAAGGGAACGCCGCCAUCGACUCGGCCUACGAUGUCUACACAUCUCACUGGGGUGUGGCUCCACCGCAGGAUGUGGUAAAGAAGACGGUGGCCGACAUCGAGACAGACUUCCUGUUCCUGGUCCCGACUCAGGUCGCCCUCCAACUCCAUGUCAACAGCACCAGUGGAGCCCAUACCUACUCCUACCUGUUCAACAUGAAGACCCGUAUCCCAGGAUUCCCGGGGUGGGUGGAGGCGGAGCAUGCUGAGGAUCUGCAGUACCUGUUUGGUAAACCCUUCUCCAUAUCGCUGAUCUACUUCCCCCGACACCGACACCUGUCCAAAUACAUGAUCGCAUACUGGACCAACUUUGCCCGGACUGGUGAUCCCAGUCAAGGAGAAAGUAGAGUCCCAGUUCCCUGGCCCCGCUUCACCAAACACCACCGGCCCUACCUCACCAUCAACCACCAGAUUGACAAGAGCUCUGUCAGCUACGACCUGAGGUCACAGUACGUCACCUACUGGACCACAACCUACAGCCGCCUGCCGUCCAUAAAGACAGAGGAGAGAGAGAACUGAUUGUCAGUUUUGUGUUUCCUCCUGUUACAUUUCAUAAUUAAAAGCUCGUGAGUGAUUAGAAACAGCAGAAGGAAGGUUGCAUGAAAGACAAAAGGACAAAGGAAGGAAACAAACUAAUGAGCAGCCUCAGUGUGAAGAAAUGCAAGUGCUUGACUCUGUCUCCAAUGUGUAAUAAAUGGAGCUGAACUCUG
Monopterus albus (swamp eel) is the source of this 2237-nucleotide messenger RNA. Its product is annotated as bile salt-activated lipase-like. NCBI's taxonomy places the organism in Eukaryota, Metazoa, Chordata, Actinopteri, Synbranchiformes, Synbranchidae. Bases 379 to 2046 code for a protein of 555 amino acids. The record is from RefSeq and is a predicted model, not a curated record. The transcript is spliced from 14 exons.